Molecule: messenger RNA, 1937 nt
Organism: Humulus lupulus (European hop)
Lineage: Eukaryota; Viridiplantae; Streptophyta; Magnoliopsida; Rosales; Cannabaceae
Product: probable protein phosphatase 2C 68
Exons: 4
Coding region: 476-1624 (382 amino acids)
Biological process (GO): protein dephosphorylation
Molecular function (GO): cation binding; protein serine/threonine phosphatase activity
Source: RefSeq, a predicted model, not a curated record
UCCCUUCCAUCAACUAGUCCCUCCUUCCCUCUGCAAGAAAGAAACCUCUCUCGCUCUCCCUCUCCUUCCUCUCUCUACUCUCCCUCAUACGUACAAACCCACACUGUCCAUUUUCCUAACAGAUCUCCACAAACAUUUCCUCUCUCUCCCUUCUCAAUUUCCCCAUUUCCUAAAAUCUCUCUGUUUCUUGAAUCCAUUCGUUUUCUUCACUCUUUCUCUCUCUCCCACUCUCUCAUUAUCUACUUUCGAUCGAUCACUUGUUUUCAGCGUCUCUACUCCUUCAUAACCCAUUUUAGGCUUCUGGGUUACUUUCAUUUUCGACAAAUCUUGAACCCUUUAGGCCUUUCUUUAAUCUGUUUAUUACUGUUGUUUUUGUUCUUGCUUAAUCGAAAGAUUGUUUCUGGGUUUUGGAGUACCGAAAAAGAUUGAAGAGAAGAACAAUACAAAAGGGUAUAGUGUUGAAGGGAAAUGAGGGAUGUUGUCGAGGUUGGGAAACCUAGCGUGCGCGUGUUGGAAACCAGUCAGGAGGUAUGCCCGUAUGAACAAGGAUGAUGGAGAGGAUUCCUCCAUUGAUGACUCGCUCCUAUGGUGCAGAGACCUCGAUAAGCACUCCUUCGGUGAAUUUUCUUUUGCUGUGGUUCAAGCCAACAGCGUGAUUGAAGAUCAGAGCCAAGUCGAGAUUGGCCGGGACGCUACUUAUGUCGGUGUCUAUGAUGGCCAUGGCGGCCCUGAAGCUGCGCGUUUCAUCUGUGACCACCUUUUUCUUCAUCUAACGAGUAUUGCUCGAGAAAGAAGCACCAUUUCUGAAGAUGUUCUGAGAGGUGCUUUUAAUGCUACCGAGGAUGGGUUUCUGACUCUUGUGAGGAGGUCAUUUGGAAUAAAACCAACAAUUGCGGCAAUUGGAUCUUGUUGUCUGGUUGGAGUUAUCUGGAGAGGGACAUUGUACAUUGCUAAUGUAGGGGACUCACGAGCUGUGCUUGGUUCUUUAGGUAGAUCAAAUAACAUAGUUGCUGAGCAGUUGACUGCAGAUCACAAUGCAAGCAGUGAGGAUGUUAGAAAUGAACUCCUGUCUUUGCAUUCUGAUGAUUCCCAUAUCUUGGUUAAGAAAAAUGGAGUUUGGCGAAUCAAAGGCAUUAUUCAGGUAUCUAGAUCCAUUGGCGAUGCAUACUUGAAGAAGACGGAGUUUUCUCUCGAUCCUUCAUUUCCGAGAUUCCACCUUCCUGAACCACUCCGUCGUCCUGUACUAACAGCAGAACCAUCAUUGUACACUAGAGUUCUGCAUAAAAAUGACAAGUUUUUGAUCUUUGCAUCGGACGGACUUUGGGAACACUUGAGCAAUCAAGAAGCUGCUGCAAUUGUGCAUAAUAACCCCCGAGCAGGUAUAGCGAAACGACUUCUGAGAGCUGCUUUAAUGGAGGCAGCAAGGAAAAUGCGGAUUGGUUACGAUGAUCUUAAGCAGCGCCCAAAGGGUGAUCGGCGGCAAAUUCACGAUGAUAUAUCUGUGGUGGUCAUGUUUCUAGAUCAUCAAGUAAUGGGGCAAAAUGGUUCUGUACCUGAGAUGUCAAUCAGAGGCUUUAGCAACACUGUUGGACCAUCGAGAUUUGAUAUUCAAGGAGUCACGUGAUGGAUGCAUUAAAUUUGAAUGGCAAGAAGACCCGGGUUCAGCUGGAUUUAAUUUUUCAUUUUUCACAUUUUUUGCAACAUAUUAUUGUUGUUUCUCCCAACUUCUUUACUUAACUUUUUUCUUUUCGAGAUUUGAUUUCUAAAACUGAUUCCUUUUUCCACAAGAUGUGAAUCCUUUUGAGAUAAUGUCUUAAAAAAAAAAAAAUCUACUGUAGACUAGAGCUAUGGAAUUUUGUUGAGUUUACAUGAUGUAGUCUGUAUACACUCGGAAUUAUAUUUGGUUCUAAUAAAGCUGCUCUUGUUAAGUCUGCUUA